Parnassius mnemosyne (clouded apollo) is the source of this 1924-nucleotide messenger RNA. The record is from the annotation of a GenBank genome assembly. NCBI's taxonomy places the organism in Eukaryota, Metazoa, Arthropoda, Insecta, Lepidoptera, Papilionidae.
AUGUUUUGAUUUUUAUGUACAACUAAAAUUAUAUUUAUAAGCAUUAAUGUCUAUCAUACACAAAAAGAAUGUAGAUUAUGAAUUAUAAUAUUUUAUAAUUCAUUAAAAUAUAUAUAAUAAAAGUUAUAAAUGUAAAUAUUUUAAAGGUUGUAAUACUUUUAAUCUGUACUAAGAGUGAGCUUAUAAUGUGAAAUACUAAACAAAAAUAUUAAAUAAUGGAUUCCUGUAGAGUAUGUAUGGGCAAAAAUAUCGACAUGUUACACAUGUUUGAUACAGGUGAUAUUGUUGAUAAAAUUUACUUCUGCACUGGAAUACAGUUCAAAAAUGAAGAUGGUUUACCAUCACAGAUCUGCAACACUUGUCUUGAGGAUCUGUCAAUUGCCCACAAAUUUAAAACUCAAUGCUUAUUGGCUGAAGAGACACUUACAAGAAAAAUUAAGGAAGAGAAGCCAGAAGACAUUAAACAAAUUAAAGAGCCUGCUUCAUGUGAAUUCAGUGUGAAAUCUGAUGAUAAUGAUGAUGUAAAGGAGGACUUGUUUGAACCUGGUGAUGAUAUAACUGAAGUAUUAGAGGAUGCUAAAGUGAAAGAUGAGAGUAAUGCUGUCAGUGUUAAGAAAAACAGCAGAGUUAAAUUAAAAAUCAAAACAGAAUGCGUAAAAGAGGAGGUGUCAUUGAAAGCACGAAAGAAGAGAGGUCCAUAUAACAAGUCAGGGGUUCCCAAACGCCUCAGAAAGUAUAAAUUUCGCAAACUGUUUUGCGAGCCCUGCGGACUCAAGUUCACCAGCAAGCAGCAGUCAGAUGAACACAAGCGAGAUGUGCACAAGGAUAGUGACAGUUUCGUUUGUGAGAUCUGCGGUAAGGUGUUCGUUCACCGCGCGUCCCACUAUACUCACGUACGAUCUCAUCUGCCGCCCCAGUAUGCUUGCGACCAUUGUGACUACUGCACUUGGCACAAACACGACCUCGUCAAGCAUGUCCGCAUACACACAGGUGUAAAGAUGUACCAGUGCGAAUACUGCACGGCCUCCUACUACACCUCUUCGAACCUGACCUGCCACAUCAGGCGGUACCACGAAAAGGAGCGUCGAUACCACUGCGAGCUCUGCGACCGGAGUUUUUACGAUCGUACCAAACUCAAUAGGCAUUUGGACUCCCACAACGAGAUCAAGAGGUUCGAAUGCGACGUGUGCCACGCCUGUUUCACACGCCGCUGUUACUGGAAGAAACACCUGCAGAGGCAACACAACGUCAUCGUCCCCCCUCAAAGACCGGGCAGGCAGAAGACCAACAGACAAAUUGGGGAACCCACUGAAUCUUUGGUCGGGAAAAACGGUGUUGCAAUAUAGCAAAUUGUCUACCGUGCUGUAUAUGUAGAUUAGUCUGGGUGUAAAAAUAUGCAAUAUAUCCCAUAUCAUCCAUCCCCUGUGUGUUGACAGAGGGCAGCUGUAAAAUAUAUGUAGCAGUUCCUUCCUGACAAGAACUGAAUAUAAUAAGACGGCGCUUGCUAAUUUGCUUACGAAGACUUAAUGAUGAUGAUGGAACGUUUACUAUUAAAUCUAGAUUAACAUAUUAUGUUUAGUAUCUUGUGGGAUGGUUUGUCAGUGCAUCUGAAAUUUGAUUCUUAAUCGAGGAUAAAUGUAGAUGGGGUAUGGGCACAGCACCCAUUUACCAGCAAGUAGACUAUGUUCAUUUGUCACGCUUACUUGUAUAUAAAAAAAGUAUAUUAUUUAGAUAUUUAUAUUAUAUAAAUGUAUUUCUUGGGACCAAAACUCUUAAUGAGGCUACUAAGAUCUACAAAAUAUUAUUACCAAAACAGAACUUUUAAUGAAAAGAAUCGUUUUAUAUGUUGUAUUUUGUAAAAAAAAAACCUCAGCAGUUUUAAGACUUUGUAUUUAUUGAUGGCUUUAUUAAAAUUAUAUUUGUU